Messenger RNA from Solanum dulcamara, 1417 nucleotides. RefSeq lists its product as uncharacterized. NCBI's taxonomy places the organism in Eukaryota, Viridiplantae, Streptophyta, Magnoliopsida, Solanales, Solanaceae. Bases 526 to 1107 code for a protein of 193 amino acids. The record is from RefSeq and is a predicted model, not a curated record. The transcript is spliced from 2 exons.
UAUGGGAGAUUCAACGAAGAAAAAAAAGUAUGAGGAGAUUAACUUGGUCUCUAUGCUUAACAAAAAAUGAUAAAUCAAUUAGUACGUGUCAAAAUUGGUUGCCGGCCUAUUAAGGCAUCUGAUGCACCUCGACUUGUUCUUAUUCCAAUCAAGUUAACAGGACCAAAAAAUUAUGCUCUGUGGAGUCGUUCAACAAAGCUGGCUCUCAGGAAAAAAAAAAGCUUGGAUUCGUUAAUGGAUCGUGUGCAAAAGGAAAUUACAAAGGGGCAUUAGAAGAACAAGGGGGAAAAUGCAAUAAGAUAGUGUUGUUAUGGAUUGCAAGCACAGUUACAAGUGAAUUGUUACCAGAAUCAUGUAUGCUUUGAAUGUAGAGAAAGUUUGGACAGAUUUUGAAGAAAGAUUUGAUAAAUCAGAUCCACUAGAACCUACCAUAUAUGGUCUGAAAUUGCCAUUUUGAAAUAAGAAAUUGACUCUGUUACUUCAUAUUACUCGAAAUUAAGGGAUCUAUGGUCUGAAUUGGAUGUGAUGAUUCCAUCACCUGAAUGUAAUUGUGCAGAUUCAACUUCAUAUGUGGAGCAUCUGAAGUCACAAAGACUACUUCAGUUUCUGAUGGGAUUGAAUGAAAGCUUUAGAAAUAUUAGAAGUAAUAUUUUGGCUAGAAAAUCUGUGGUGACUGUAAAUGAAGCAUAUGUUGUUGCAGCACAAGAAGAAAACCAAAGAGCAUUGAAAGUUAUUUACAAAACCAGAGAUGCUUUAACACUUCUAGCAAGCAUGACUCAGGGAUACAAAUCAAAGCCAAAGAAGUUUGUACCUCCUGAAACAAUUUGUGAUCACUGUGGAUUUAAAGGUCACUUUAAGGCUGAUUGUUAUAGAUUAGUUGGUUAUCCUCCAGAUUUCAAGAGCAAGAGGAAGGGAACUGAUGAUUUCAAGCUUGCAUAUACACACCUGACAAAGAAUGUUGAUGAUUUUCCCAAGAGUGAAACUUUAACACAUAUGUCACCAACUCAAUAUCAGGAUCUAGUUAACAAGAUGGAUAGAAUAGGAACAUCAGAUUGCGCUGCUAACAUGUCAGGUACUCUUCAAUGGCAACGUAUUGAGGAUUGGUAAGGAAAAGGAAGGUAUGUACAUAUUGAAGAAAUCAAUAAAAUCCACAAUAAAUGCAGUAGUUACUGAGAAUGCAGAUGCAGAUGCAAAGCUAUGGCAUUGAAGAUUGGGACAUCCAUCAACUGGAGUAAUGCAAGAUAUUAAGUCAUUAAAUUAUUUCUCAGACAAGAAUGUGUCACACAACUGUGAGAUUUGUCCUUUAGCAAAGCAAUGUAGAUUGAAAUUUUCUGUCAGUACUAGUAAAACACUAAGAGUUUUUGAAUUGAUUCAUGUUGAUAAAUGGGGACCUUAUAGCAAGCCUACUCAUGAUAGA